AUGGUGGACACGACCGUGAAUGCGCAGGUGUAUGACAUCGACGGCUUCGGCACGCCCGCAGCGACGAUCCGACGGCUGCAGGCGGCGGGGCGCAAGGUGAUUUGCUACUUCAGCUUCGGGUCCGCCGAGGACUACCGUGCCGACUACAGCCUGUUCCCGCGCUCCACGCUCGGUGGACUCGUCUGCAACAGCGACGACUGUUCCGAGGUGUGGGAGGGCGAGCGGUGGCUGGAUGUUCGCAGCAACGUGGUGCGGAGUGUACUGGAGAAGCGUGUAAAGCUGGCAAAGCGCAAGGGGUGUGAUGGCAUAGAGCCGGACAACUUGGACGCGUGGAGCAACAACAUCAUGUACAAGACCAUCAGCCGCUUUAAGAUCACCGCUGCUGACCAGGCCAACUUCAACCUCUGGAUCGCCCGCACCGUGCACAAGUACGGCAUGUCAGUGGGCCUCAAGAACCCUGGCUCCCUGCUGCCCUCCCAGAUGGCAGCUGCGUUUGACUGGGCGCUGGUGGAGCAGUGCAACGAGUACAGCGUGUGGGGCGGCGGCGGCGCGUGGUACAGCGGGAGGUACGGCUGCGACUACGCGAACGAGUUCAUUGUGCGCAGCAAGGCUGUGUUCAUCGCCGAGUAUAUGGACUCCUGGGGGACAGCCGUGGGGCGCAAGAAUGGGAUUCAGUUCCCCCAGGACCUCGAGCCGGGCUACGCUACGCCUCCUCCACUCACAUCUCGUUCCCUUGCUACUGCUUCUCUUGCUACUGCUCCCCCCUCCCGCCAAGCCAUGUGUGCGGACAACAAUGCACACGGCUUCACAACGCGCCUCUACAACAUGGACCUUGAGCCGGGUUACCGUUACCCCUUCGCUGACUGCCUGCGCCACAAGCCUGCCGGGUGCAACUCGGUGUGGCAGCAGUGCGUGCAACCCUCUGUAUCAAUCGUUCAUGCGCAGCGGGAUGAAGCGGUGGGAUGCGGUGGGGCAGUGCAUGCGCAGCAAGGGCUCGGGUGGGGUAAGCGCGGGAAGAGCGCGGGUGGCGUGUUGGCGCAGCUGAGGGGCAGCAGUGUGGCGGCUGAUGCGCUGACAGCCCCUGGCGAUGCCAACGCCACCGGCGUGCUCGAAAUCACCCUCCUCCAGAACGGCACGGACUACGACGUGGCCUUCACGGCGCGCAUCUCCCUCUCGACUGACGCUGCGCCCACGGCGCUCACUCUCAACAGCGGUACUGCCGCAACGACCGGCGCGGCUCUGCUGGACUUUUCCACGGCCACGGGCACUGACGGCGCAUCCCCCCCUGCGUGGACCAGCGCCGCCUCGCCCUCCCCUGGCAGCGGCCCCAUGGGGCGCGCAUGGGGCCGCCUGCAGCGUGCAGUGGGGCGCUCUGCGCGCCUGGCAGGGCUGCACACAUUCACUCUCACAGGCGUGUGGCGCGCUGCCGCCACCGUGGCUGCUGAGGACGGCGUGCAGACGGUGAAGGACGUGGCGCUGGCGCUUGUGAUGCAGCCCCGCACCUUCUAUGCUCUCGUGGCUUCCCCGGGGUUUGAGGCCGGCGCUGCUAGGGGUCAGUUCCAGAAGGCGCCGGGCUUAGGAACUGAAGUGUGA
Messenger RNA from Closterium sp. Naga37s-1, 1593 nucleotides. Lineage: Eukaryota; Viridiplantae; Streptophyta; Zygnematophyceae; Desmidiales; Closteriaceae. The record is from the annotation of a GenBank genome assembly.